GUUCAGUAAAAGUCUCAUCCUGAAGAAAAGAGCUAAAGAAUCCAUUUUUGUUUGGGAUAAAAACAUCCGUCAUAUAUAUAUAUAUUUAUAUGUAUAUAUAUAUACAUAUAUAGUUAUAUUUGAAUUGAAUAAGUGUUUAACCCGAUGAUGAGUAGGAAUUAACUGGUGUUUAAUAUUGCAGAAGAUUUAACAUAUCACCACAUGUGAGCCCUGUCAGUGUUUAAUCUCCUGUGUGAAGGCGAGGACGCUGAUCAUGGGGGACUGCUUACACACCUCGGCUGACAGUUUGUCUAAACUGGUGAAAUGGGCGCACAGUCACGGAACCAUCUGCACGCUGAUCCCGAGCUUGAAGCACUUGCUGACGGAGGGAGCUCACGGAAACCUGACGGCACUUUGGGGCUGCAGCGCCGGCCACGCCUACCACUGGCCCUUAACGUCCUCCUGUAAAACGGCCCACAAGGAUCGGAUGUGUUUUGAGCGAAGCGGCCGAGGGAUCAGUUCCGAAUCCCUGAUGCAGGGAGCAGCAGCCAUGCAGAGCAGCUCGACGCCGAGGUUCCUGAGCAGCGCGGCCAAAACGAGCAAAGGCGACUCGAACCAGACCCGAGACUCGUACGACUUCUCCAACUGCAGCGAGCCUUCCGAGGUGGACGACAACACCGAGGAGCACCUGUUCGACAUCGUGUGCGAGUCCUCUGCCACCGAUGAAGAAGGCGAUUCCGAGCCCAGGGUCACGCCCAGAAAACGAAGCACUAAGGGCCCGAGCUCGGACGACUCCACCGAUCCAGGAGCAAAGAAAAUCAAGCAAGAGCGAGCCGAAGACUAUUACACGGUGGCUAACGCACAAGCACAAGCCGCCUCAGAGAGCGCUCCGUCGUGUAGCGUCUCCCAGUCACCCAAACCCACGUCUCAGAUCAGACCUUCAUCCAGAUCUUCAGCACCACACAAUCCACAGCUACUGGAGGACGGAGGUCUGGUAGGUGUGUCCUCCUCACCGCUGGAGAGCUCCUCAUCAUCUGUGACCAAACACAUGCACACGCCAAUCGGUGGCUCUCAAAACAGAACACACAUGAACUCGCACGUGAACCCGACGGCCAAUCAGAGCACGGCAUCUCUGAGCCAACCAGGAAGGAGUGACAUGGUGGAAGUGCUUCCUAACGGGGAUUUCAGCCUGCCCUUCGAGGAUCCUUCAGGUGUCGUGCACCCCGAAAUGGACAUUUUAGCAGCACACAGUCUCAGCGCAGAGCCCAAAGGUGACACAGGAUGUCUGAACUCGGAGGAACCGUUCUGGCCGUCCACGUCGGAGCUCUGUCCGAACACCGAGGGUCAUUCUGAAGAGAGAAAGCAGCUGGAGGAGUACAUCACCAGCGUCGAUCCCGUAACGUUACGGAACCUCCAAGCUGUCAUCUCACGGGUUCUCCGGUUCCAUGAGGAGACCCGCGUGCAGGUUCACAGUCCUCCUCGUCCCGGAGAGCAGGAACUGUUUCCUGGUUCCGGACUCUUCCUCCCUCCUUAUAAACUGGCCUGUAUUCACCAGGAGUCCCGUCAGGACAGCAUGCGGCUCUUCCACCUGCUGUUCGAACACUUCUUCACCGAGGAGGACCUCAUCGGAGCCGUGGCUUUCGGGAAACGGGGCAAAGUACCGGACGGGAAAAAAAUCCUGGACAGAAGAAAAGUUGAUGGGAUUAUAUCGUACGUUCUGCGGUGUUCCACGCUGGAUGGAUGGACGCCGGUGGAAUCGGCGAAGCUGAAGAAAGCGUGCAUCAACAAGUGCAGACUGAGAAUCGGACAGAGGAAGAAGUUAGCACAGGGGCCGUAUCUGUUCCACAAGUCCGGCCCGUCGUAUAUCUGAGUUCUGGUGUUAGCGUGCUGUUAUUGUAGAUGUACCGGAGUGAAACGUAUUGGAUUUCUGCUCUACGUCACUGACUUUCAGCCGUUUCGUUUAUAAAAAUGCUUUAAAUCCGCUUCAUCAUGCGUUUAUUAUAUUAGUGAUGCCUGUACUCGAAACAGAAACGCAGCAGUGUCAUCAUCAAAAUCUCCAAUAUCCAAAGUUCUGUCAGACAGCUCCGGAGAACGUCUGACGCUCAUUUCCAGACGUUUGGGGAAAAUUCACACUUAAAGGGAUCGUUCUCACAAAAUUUUAUCCUCAUGUCGUUCCAAAACUCUAUGGCGUUCUUUCUUCUGUGGAAAGUAAAAGAAGAUAUUUUGAGAAAUGUCUGUGGGGUUUUUUUGUCCAUACAGUGGAAGUCCAUGGACACCAAAACGGUUUGGUUACCAACAUUCUUCAAAAUAUCUUCUUUUGUGUUGCGCAGAAGAAAGAAGCGCGUACAGGUUUGGACCGACAUGAGGGUGAGUAAACGAUAACAGAAUUUUAAUUUUUGGGUGGACCGUCCCUUUAAGACUCUUUCAGCGUUUCAUUAUUAACUGCAGUAAAGGCUGCUUUCACACGUAUAGCUCAGGAUAUCUCACGAACCGAUGGUUGUAGGAUUUAUCUGGAGAUUUCAUCGUAACCAGCAGAUGAACAGAUUCGGAAUUGAUCCAAAGGUCACAACGAGGUCAAAUAUCUGAAAUAGAUUUUCUCCAGCAGCUUCCUUAUUGUGUUUUAACGGUAUCUGAGCCGUACAAGAAGGACUAGUUUUGUGGUGGAGGCGUUCCCGUUCCAUUCGGGACGUCGUACGUCUCAUCUCGUAUUCGGUCGUUAGCAAGACUCGGUUUUCACCAGCACUCUGUCCUCCGUGUUUGUUUCGAACUUGGUCUUGGCUACUGAACGGGGAGGAUGAAGGUUAACACGUGCUUCCUCUGAGACGUGAAGCCUCCAAACAUCUUUUCCAACUGCUGCUCAUGUAGCGUCACACACUUAGGGAAGCGCCGUCUGCCCUCUUCCACAUACAUGAACUCACAGAUGCACAUGAUUGGCUACUGCCCCGCCCUGUGAUUGACAGGGGAGAGAGAGUAUGCCUCUCCCACUCAGAGAACGGAUCAUUUUGGACACGGACGCACGUGCCAUUUCGGUAAUCCCUGUUAAACGCGGAGGCGUCCUUUAAGUUACAGUGAAAACCAAUGAAAGAUCGUUUAACGUGGACUUUUUAAAGGAGUGGUGUUUAUCACAGCAGCGUAGAGAGGAACCGUCUCAGACUUUACCUCUCCAUAAACGUUUCUGUGUGAACCUUGUAGCAUAUUUCAUCUUAUAUCAUUAUCUAUAAUAAACAUUGGAAUAUUAUUCAUGGUGUAACUAUAUUUCAGAUUUUCAGUGUCUGUCCGAUGUCUUAUCUCGAUUUGAUUUGAUUUGAUUUGCACAAAUCGUUAUUCUUCAGAUAUCUUUUUGGUUUUGUAGCGCUGUACAGAACUACAGGGCUCAGAUCUGUGAGAGCUUGAUCAUACGUUUGCUUUUUUUUUUCCUUUAACGAUCUUAAUCAUGUUAUUGUUUAUGAUAUCUAAAAGUGGCCUAGCUGCAACAUUCGUGUAGAUUUUAUUUCCAGUGUGUGCUGCGUAGCCACAUCAGAUGAUAGAUGGUUAGAUGGUGUGUCGGUUACACUAUUUUAUAUUCUCCUUCUUUACUUUUUCCUGUACGUCACGAGGCCUAGACGGAAAAGGUGAAACUGUAGUGACCUGUAAGUACACGUGAACAUUUCCCUCAUAAUAAUUCGUGCAGUAAAGAGACGAGUGGAGUGGAGUCAGUGCUACGGUCUGUAUUUAUUUUUGAUGUGUAAAUAACCGGUUUUGAUAUUUGAUGCAUUGUCGGUGUUAGGAUUUAUUUUCUAACAAAAUAUUUUAAUAAAAAUCAGUGGAAAAAUCA
Molecule: messenger RNA, 3793 nt
Organism: Ictalurus punctatus (channel catfish)
Lineage: Eukaryota; Metazoa; Chordata; Actinopteri; Siluriformes; Ictaluridae
Exons: 5
Coding region: 254-1849 (531 amino acids)
Source: RefSeq, a predicted model, not a curated record